AUGAAGUUCCAGGUUACUUCGUCCCGCGCAGUCGCGCUUAUCGCCCUCAUUGCCAGCGCUGAGGCUGCGCGUCAUGGUCAUGGCCACUCCCAUGUUCGCCACCAGGAAGCUCGCUCCGUUCCGGAAAACGCUUCUCUCCAGAAGAAGAGUGGACAGUGCCAGUUCCCUACCGAUGCUGGCCUGGUCUCUGUCACCCCCAAUGAGGAGAACGCCGGUUGGGCUAUGAGCCCCAACCAGCCCUGCGAGCCCGGCAACUACUGCCCCUAUGCCUGUCCUCCCGGUCAGGUUUCCAUGCAGUGGGAUCCGGAGGCCACCUCCUACUCCUACCCUAUGUCCAUGAACGGCGGUCUCUACUGUGACGAGAACGGCGAGAUCCAUAAGCCUUUCCCCAACAAUCCUUACUGUGAGGAUGGUACUGGUGCCAUGUCUGCCAAGAACAAGGCUUCCCAGUCUGUGGCUUUCUGCCAGACUGUGCUGCCUGGUAACGAGGCCAUGCUGAUCCCCACCCUGGUCGAGGAGCUCGCUACUCUGGCCGUCCCUGGCAUGUCUUACUGGUGUGAGACUGCCGCUCAGUACUAUAUCAACGCUCCUGGUGUCUCCGUUGAAGAAGGUUGUGUCUGGGGUACCAACGCUAAGCCCGUCGGUAACUGGUCGCCCUACACUGCUGGCGGUAACACUGUCUCCGACGGCAGCUCUUACCUGAAGAUUGGCUGGAACCCCAUCUACCUGGAGACCACCUGCCCCUUCCGCAACACCAAGCCCACCUUCGGUAUCGAGAUUGAGUGUGAGGGUGGUGGUUGUAACGGUCUCCCCUGCAAGAUCGAUCCUUCCACCAUGGAUGUCAACGAGAUGAGCGCGGAGGAUGUCUUUACCGGCGCUGGCGGCGCCACUGGCUGUGUUGUCACUGUCCCCAAGGGCUCCAAGGCCAACAUCAUCGUCUUCGACGUUGAUGGAAGCUCCAGCUCCAGCUCCGGCUCCAGCUCCAGCAGCUCCGAGUCCUCCACCAGCACUGUGGUCCCGACCAGCACUAGCACUAGCACUAGCACUAGCACUAGCACUCCUACUCCCACCCCGACCAGCACCAGCACCACGGAGACUCCUACCCCUACUUCGACCAGCACAUCCACUGUCACUCCCACUCCCACUUCUACCUCUACCCCCACCCCUACCUCUACCUCCACUUCCAGCUCCACUUCGACCUCCACUGUGACUCCCACCUCGACUGUCACUUCGUCUAGCAGCAGCACUCGUCUGCCCAAGUCGAGCCCCUCCAUGAGCUACACUUACCGUCCUCACGUGUUUGCUCCCACUGGAGCUUCCGAGAUCUCAUCUUUGGGCUCCGGUUCCAGCUCUGGGUCCUCUGCCACAAGUGCCGUUUCGGCUUCUGCCUCCAGUACCGGCGCCGCCACCAGCACUGCCGCCUCCAUGAUGACAGUUGCCCUUGGUGCCGUGGCCGCCAUGUUCAUGAACUUCUAA
Penicillium atrosanguineum is the source of this 1476-nucleotide messenger RNA. Its product is annotated as SUN domain-containing protein. Lineage: Eukaryota; Fungi; Ascomycota; Eurotiomycetes; Eurotiales; Aspergillaceae. The transcript has 2 exons. Bases 1 to 1476 code for a protein of 491 amino acids. The record is from RefSeq and is a predicted model, not a curated record.